GGGCCAUAGCCUUGCCGGCCGGCCAGGCCGCCCGCCGGCCUCGACCUAUCCGCACGUCUUGUCGACUAUUAUCCCUCUUCAUUCAUACAUUUCUCCAUCACAACGCCAUCACCACCAAGAACAACAAGAUCACACAAGUCAGGGAAACGUGCUACAGUACUAUACACGGACCAUGGCACCAUCAUCACCACCACCGUUCCUCGUUCUUUCCGUCGCGCUGUGGCUGCUGCUGCUCGCCUCCUCGCACACGCGCGGCGCCGAGGCCGCGCCGCCCAACACGGAGGCGCUGUCGCUGCUGUGCAACGGCGCGUCCUACGGCGCCGGGGACCCCUUCGCGACGAGCCUGGCGUACGUGCUGUCGGAGCUGGUGUCCGCCACGCCGGCCAGGGCCGGCGGCCACGACUUCUACGACAUCUCCCCGUACCCGGCCGCCUUCGCGUACGGGCACGCCGCGUGCCGGGCGGCGCUGUCCGCGCCGGACUGCGCGACCUGCCUCCGCUCCGCCGUCAGCCAGAUGGACGCCUCCUGUGGCCACAGCGUCGGCGCCAGGGCCGUGCUCGUCGACUGCAGCGUGCGUUACGAGCAGUACGCGUUCGUGGAUUAAUUCGUCGCUUGAUUUCCAGUAGCUCCUUUCGAUUUGGCCGGCUGGAUGUGUUCCAAAGUAAUCCACUUUGUCCAACAUUUAUCCUUGUUGUCUUGUUGAUUAGUAGCAGUUAGCACUCCAGGAAGGCACAGUUCGUGCCUUGUAAUUGUGUUGGCCAAAAUGUAUGUCUUGUAUGUUCGUGCGAACUUAUUCGCUUGGACUUAUCAGCCGAAUCUGUCAGCUAUUCAGCA
Molecule: messenger RNA, 834 nt
Organism: Sorghum bicolor (sorghum)
Lineage: Eukaryota; Viridiplantae; Streptophyta; Magnoliopsida; Poales; Poaceae
Product: antifungal protein ginkbilobin-2
Exons: 1
Coding region: 173-604 (143 amino acids)
Cellular component (GO): plasmodesma
Source: RefSeq, a predicted model, not a curated record